Molecule: messenger RNA, 8106 nt
Organism: Besnoitia besnoiti
Lineage: Eukaryota; Apicomplexa; Conoidasida; Eucoccidiorida; Sarcocystidae
Exons: 9
Coding region: 1-8106 (2701 amino acids)
Biological process (GO): intracellular protein transport; retrograde transport, endosome to Golgi
Cellular component (GO): cytosol; Ric1-Rgp1 guanyl-nucleotide exchange factor complex; Golgi membrane
Source: RefSeq, a predicted model, not a curated record
AUGGGGAACGCGCAGUCUUCGUCUUCUUCCAGAGGGGAGCAGGUGACCGGAGCGACGUCCGCUGUGCCUUCCUCCGCGGACCUGCCUUGCUCUCGUGAGAUGGUCGAGUACCUCCAGUGUGUCCGCACACACCCGGACGGUCUGACUGGAGCAGUUGACCAGUGCGACACGUUCCGUCAGAACUACAAGCUGUGUAUGGCGGAGUACAAGAAGGCGAAACGCGGGAAGGCCAACCUACAGCACCGCGUCCUCCUCGGGUCCUUCUCUCGAGACCCCGGCACGUUCGCCUUCGGUGCUCAUCUGCAAGCGAGCUGGGAGCUCUUCGAUCCUGUGAGCCUCUCGGCGGCGCGGAGAGCUGGACGCGGUUUCGACCCCCUGGACUCUGCGGCUGGGACACAGGCGGAGACCCGAGCUGGUACGCCCCGCGGGCGCGGAGAGGACGGAGACUUCACCGCCAGGGAGCGCGGCGCCGCGACCGGCGCGACCGCCGAGAGCUGCGCGCCUUACUACCGGAUCUUCGUCACCUGCUACCCGCAGGCAAACAUUUGCGUGUAUGCUGUUGCGCAGCCAGGGCUUCUCAAGGCGCAGCAGGGGGGGCGAGCGGAAGAGGCGGCGCGGGAGGGGCAGCGGGCAGCCGGGCGGUCCGCGGGCGGCCAGGAGCGCAGGAAUGCAGUCGGCAGAGGCUCGCUGGGGGGAGCAGAAGAGCCGCCUGGAGACGUGUCGACGCCGCCGGAUGGAGAGCGCCAGUCGGGUGGGGCGCAGGGUGGUCGCUCGCCGGCCGCGCCUUCGUCUUGGACGCAGCGAGGAGGAAAGGCCGAGGCGAGGAGCCAAAAAAAAGGAGGGAGGAGCGGGGCGAGCAAAAGAGACGGGCUCAGCGUGUCGUUUGAGGAACGAGGCAGCGAGGGGACAGGCGGGACGCAGGAGGCGCGCGACUGUGGAGGGAGACGCAGCAGCUUGAGGAGGAGAGCGCGGGAACGCAGUUCUCUCCUGGCCCUGCAGGCCGACUCUGCCGCGCGCCUUUUCCCGCCCUUUCUCUUCAACGCGUCUUCUGCGACCUUCACCUCGGGGGAGAGCGCCGGCGAGGACUCCGAGGAAGACGCAGUCGAGAGUCCCUCGUAUUUCGGCUUUCCGCCCGCCGGGCGAGGCGGCGAGGAGGCGACAGCGCGGGUCAGCGGGCCCCCGCCGCUUGGCACGAAGCGGAUCGGCGGGGCCGGCGGGACGUUCACGCCCGCGACGGUCGCUGCGGCUCUCUCGACACCGUCGCUGCUCCUGCAGCACCGCCCGGCCUCGCUGCGCCCCUUGGAAAUCCGCUUCAGUGCCGUCCUGAGCCUCCCUGUGCGCGGGGCCGCGGUCGCCUGCUCACCGCGGCACCUGAUUGUGGGGUGCGCGAGGCAGCCGGCGCUUCUAUUCCUCUCGCUCGACGGCCUCAGAACCGUUCAGGCAGUGAUCUACCUCUCAGACUUCUUGCCGCGCGCCGAGGCAUCAUCGCAGGUCUCUGCGCGAGCGGAAGACUGGCAGCAGCUAGGGGACGCGGAAGAGGCGGCGGGCCGCGACCGCGGAGCCGAUGCGCGUGCAGAGGCCGUGGGAGAAAGUCAAGUUGGCUCCACAGUGGAGACAGGGAAGCGCGGACGCCAGCUUGGAGACGAGCCCACACUGCAGGCCGAGCGUCUGCACGGAGAGUCUCACGAAGACGGGAGCGACCACGGAAGAAGCGGGGAAAACGUGAAAAGAGCGGCGGAAGCCGCUGCACGGAGGAGGCAGUGGGAGAGGACGGCGAGGGCCGCCGGAGACAGCAAUGGCUCUCAAGGUGCAGCGGACGGCUGUGUCUCUGUGCCGGCGGGUGAGCAGUUCGCCUCCUCAUGCAGGCCUCAGGAACGUGCGCGCGGCUCCCGCUCCUCGUCUCUCGGGUCUGCGCCGCGCUCGGACUCCCCAAACUUCUGCGCCUGCGGAGAGUUCCUGUUCUCUCCUCUGGGGCAUGCGACGAUCGAGGAGGUUGUUCGCUUCGAAGACCGCACUGAGGACGUCGUGCUGCUCCCAGACCUGCCGGACGAGGCGCUACGUGACGCCCGCGCCGCCGCCGACGCCCACAGGCACCUCGAGGAUCUCCUCCGGCUCGCCAGUGAAGAGGCGAAACGCGAGGUAGAUAGGCAGCCGCAGAGCGCGACUCACCACGGCGGAGGAACAGAGCUGGGCACGGAUGAAGAAGACGGAGCCGAGCGUGGAGCGCCUCCGUCGUCGUCAUUGGUGCGGACUGUCCGCUCGCUGCUGCAUGCGCGCCACGGAGGCGAAGCACCUGAAGGUCUCGCCUCCUGUUGCUCUUCUUCAUGGGAUGGCGCAGAGGACAGUGGUGAGCAUCGCGUUGUCACUGGGGACAGUGAGGCCGAAGGAGCUGCAGGAGCAGAAAGCGCUGCAGGCCCGCGAAUUCGAGGCGGGCUUUCGAACAUUGCUGCCGCGCUCUCCGAAGGCGUCGCGCAGAUCGCGCUGGAUGCGCGGCUGAGUCUGCUGGGGGUCGUGACGACGCACGGACGCUUUUUUCUUCUCAGCUGGCGAGCGCCGCUUUUUCUGCGACCCGCGCAAGUAGGCGCAGCCAAUCGCUCCUCCAACAGCGCCUCUUCUCCGCUGGCGUCGUCCUCUCACUCGCAGGGGCCCGGCGCCGGUCUAGACGCAGAAAGAAGCACUCCGCACGAGGGCGAAGGCGUCGGAAGACACUCCCCUCCUAUCGGGAUCUUGCUGAGACACCACCGAGUCGCGUGCUGCGCGCUCAACGCGGAGCGUCGCCUCCUGGCCCUGGGGCUGACGAAUGGGGAGAUCGAACUCUACUCUCUCGAUUUUUCUGUUUCCUCCUCCUCCGCAGGCAGCCACGCUUCGCCGGCCGCGUCUGCAUGCGGGCGGGUCGAAAGGGCACAGAGCCCGCCGGGAGAGGGGACAGCUGCGGACGCCGCGGCGCUUCAGGGGCGAGACCGCGCGGCUCUUCCGCGCGGGCGCUGCCCAUGCGAAGUCGUUCGCCUCGUGCGCCGUCUCAACCUGCGAGACGCGUGCGAGGGUCCUGAGGCGGCGCCGCAGGGUCGCGCUCGGGGCUCGCGCGAGCGUUUUGGGAGGAUUGAAAAGGAAGAGCGUGCUGCGCGCUCUCGCACGCCCUCUGGAGCUUCUCUCCUUGCGUCGGGGUCCUCUUCCUCCCUGCGUUCAGGGCGGCAACUUUUCGCAGCGGAAGGCGCGUCUCGUCUUUUCUGGGGAGAGGAUGGAAGAGCGGAGGAGGGAGGGCGUCAUCGGGUUGAGACGCUCGUCUGGUCCGACGACGGGCUCGCGCUGGCGGUCAAAUCGAGAGGGCGGCCACGCGUGGCAAGCGACGCGGGCGAGGAGAACGACGGCGAACCGCCUUCGGGCCCCGGUGCCCCGGUGGCUGUCUUCUCGUACACCGGGCGCCUUCUGCUCGCGCCCUUUUCGCCGCCGCCUCCCUUGCCGCCGAGGGCGCGCUCACGAUCUGCAUCGAGUGCAGCCUCGCCUCUCCUGUCCGCUAGCGCGGCGCCUUGUGCGCCUUCUCAGGCGUCUCUCAUGAACGGGGCGGCGGCGCUCGCGGCAGACGUGCACGGGGCGCGAAUGCCGCUCCCGAGCCAAGGCGCGGGCGACCUGACGCCACCUCCAGAGACGCGAAGUGUCCCUCUCAUUCCUCCGGUUGCGCACGCGCCGACCUGCGCGUGGACCGGCCUCGGUCUAGGCCUGAUCGUGUCGCAGGAGGCUGAGCAGCGCCAGGCGAACGCAGUUGGCGAGGAAGAAGCCUGGGGCAGAGCUGUAGGCGGCAGAAGAGGCAGCGAAGACGGCUUCCGCAGAGGAAGUGCCUGCGCGCGUCUUCUGCCGCCCGACGUGUUCGAGUUUCCUAUAUUCCGCAGCGCCUGGCUUGGCGUGGGCACGACUGCGGUCGACUCCGCCGGAAGCCGAGCGGCGAGCGACGCGGGCGACAGAAUCCUCAUUGGAUCUUCGUGCCUGCUGCUGUGGGCCGCGCUGCCGCACCUGCCGGCGUCGCUCUCGUGGUCGCGCAUUCCGCUCCCUCCGCCCAUGUAUCUGUCGCCGAACUGGCCUAUUCGACAGGCGUCGCUGUCGCCCAACGAGGAGUUUCUGCUUGUGUCGGGGACCCGCGGUUUCGCAGUGUUUUCGCUCGGGCAGCGCCGCUGGCGCGUGCUGGGCGAUGAGCAGCAAGAGCGGCAGCUUCCCACGGGUCUCUUGCCCCAGGGGUGGUACGACCCCUCGAUUUUCUUCAUCUCUAUCCGGACUUUCGACCCCGACGUCUCCCCUGUCGAGGCGGCUCUCGCGGCGCUCGCCCCACUGCCUGUCAACAGCCUCUCACUUUCGUCGCCUGAGCACUCAAAGCGACUUCUCUCUUCGCUCUCCUCACUCCCACUUCCCACUCCGCAUUUGGGGCGGAAGCCUCACGCGGCGCUCGCGCCUGCCGCGGCCUUUUCCGGGGGUUUCUCCGGCGUCGCGGCGGCAUCCCAACACCCCACAGCAGCCGAGGCCUCGCCUCGUGAACACGCUCGCGCUUCUCGCUCCUCCUCCUUCUUGUUCGGUUCGCCUCAGCCUCCCUUGUCUGCCCUCUCCUCUCCUCGCCUGCCGUCUGGAGUCUCUCUGCCGGGAUGGCGAGGCCCGCGAGGGUCGGCGCUGGCGGCCGAGGUGUCUCUCGAGCGGAGAGCUGCGCAGACGCCCUUUUGCGUCUCGCAACAGCUCCCUGGGAUGUCGCUUCAGGAGCGCGAAACAUGGGAGGCGGUUCUCGAGAGGCUGGAGGUCGAUUCAACCUCUUCCGCGCAGCUUUUUACUUCGCCGCAUGUGCCGUCUCCUCAAGCGGCGCAGGGCAGCCCCGUCUCGCGCGCCUCCGCGGCCUCGCCUCUCUCUGGCGGAGAGGCGUCUGCGGGCCGCGACAACAGAGGCGAGCGAGGCGGGGGGGCAUCCACUGCGGCUGGGUUCUGGAGCUCGAAGAGGCAGAGAGCACAGAAAGUGACUCCCAAGACGGGGUACGCGCUCUUUUUUUUCGACGUCCGAGGCCGCCUCGCAGUCGAGAACUGCGUCGCCACGGUGCGCGCGCUGCCGGCGCGGCCUCUCCGCACCGCGCUCCUGUCAACGAGACAGAAACCGAGCGCAAAUCCGCCAAAACGGAGGGGCGUGCGGGGAGCCCCAGCGCGGCGGCUCGACGCGGGAACGGGGCGGCGGGCGCACGUCAAAGGCCGCGGCGAAGGCUUACAAGUGAGCGGAGGCGAGCAGAGGAGACAAUGCUGUCGGUGCGGGCGGCGACAGGCUGAGGCGCGCAGGCGACGUGAGGAGGAAGGGAGGCAAGAGGAUAGCAGUCGAGAGGACGGAGAGGCGGACGCCGGCCGAUUCGAAUUCGACGGGCACGACGGCGCAUCAACAGCAAGAUAUGGCGGUGAGGGCGAGUCCUCGAGCGACUCUGAAGAAGGGUGUGCGCUCUGCAAAGGCCUAUCAGAGAAGGAAAUCACAGGUUACCUCGCCGCGCCUCCCGCGCUGAACCUCGCCACCGACGCGCCAAUCCUCGCUGUCUACGAUGCAUUGCAUCUCAUCACAGCUUAUCAGCUGCGUCCCGCGGCUCCACGGCUACCUUCGUCGGCGCUCUCUCUCUCUCCGGAUCCUCCUUCGUACUCCUCUCUUCAUCGCACGGUGUCUCAGCCUGCAGGCUCUGCGCAGCCCCCGGCUGCGCGUUGCGCGCCGCCUCGCCGAGCCGCAGAGCGUUUCCCUUCCCUCGCGGCCGCUGGCAGCACCCUUCAUUCCAGGCCAAGCGCCGCGACGCUCGCGUCGUCGCCGUCUUCGUCUGCUGCUUCCGCUUCUCUGCCGUCUUCUCUCCUGGUAGGAGCAUCGCUUUCCACGUCGCUGCCGAUCUGCACCUACGACGUUCUCGCGCUGUGGCAAGUCGACCUGUCGAGCUGCUGGGUGGAUCACCCGCUUCAGAUUCGCUUCGCCGCGUCGCCGGCGCUUCUCGUCGUCCUGCAUGCGGGCGGCGAGGUCACCGCUCUGCGGCUCGUCUCCAAAGAAGAGUGCGGCGCGGCCCUCCUCCGCGAAAAAGCCAAGGGCGGAGAGGCUGAGGCGCUGCAGACGAAGACGGUCGCAGCGGCGAUCGAAAGCCGCAGGCACGAAAAAGGCGUCAAGUUCGGCGAGGCACGGCCGGACCAGAGACAAGGGAUUUCGAGCCGGGGGAGGCGCCUGAAGCGUGGUCAGCGGUCUCUGCAUCUCGUGCCGCAGCUCGUCGCACAGCAAAGCAGAGCGUUUGGCUCUGGGGUCACGUCUCUCUGGCUAGAUCCCCCGGCUCAACUUCCCUUCUUCUGCCCGCUGCCUGCUCGCCCGAUCUUCGCCUUGCGAGACGUGAGCGGCCUUCGCCGCGGGCUCCUGAGUGCGCAGCAAGGCGCCGCGUCAGCGGACGGCGGUGCAGCAGCCUGUGCAGAGGAAGACCGACCCGAUGUGGCGCGAGACGCCGACGCGGAGGCUGAGUGGCGCGGAUGCGUCUGUGCCGUCUGCACUGUCGGCGGCGCGGCGGGUGAGAGCUUAGGCGCGCUCGGGGGGACCGAGGACGGCGGAGGUGGCGACGACUGCGUCCGCCAAGCAGCCGGUCCUUUUCUUUGGAGACUUUGGAGAGCUUCGAAGAAGACAGACUGCGCGCGUGGUCACCUCCAGAACCCGCCUCAGCGGUUCGCGACGGCGUCUGUGAAGUGCGGAGCGACUGCGCGCACCCGACGAAAGUCCGGCUGCCGCUGGGCGCGGAAGGAAAUGGACAGGAAGAAGAGAGAGAGAGCGGCGAACGUCAAGCGAAUGCGUGGGGUGCUCAGACCGCCGCGCCUCCCGCCCUUCUCCGAGUCGCGCGCGCGGCCUCGCGUCCCUCCUCAGACCCCAGCUUCCUGCGUUUCCUCCUCGCUCAGCGCCGGAGGCGCGAGGGCGUCCGAGGGCAGAGACGCAACCGAAAAAGGCAGGCGGCAGAGAGAAGCAGAGAGGCCGGCAGCGGCACAGCGAGGCGAGAGCGAGAGAGGCAUGGCUGUUGAAGCGUCAUCAUGCUCGCCGCGGACAGCAACGCGUCCGCCGGCGCAACCCAGGCCCAACGCGUCGAGCGGCAGUGGAGCGACAGCGGGGAGCCAGGAGCGAAGAACGGGAGUUGACGGAAGAGAACGAAACGAGCUGCAUGUGCAGGAAGUAGAGAGACAGCGGAGCGGCGAGCGUCACAGCGCAUCUCGUCGGUCGCACCGGUGGAGAGGAAACGAAGACCUCGUGCUUGCAGGCGAGGACGAGGCGGCGAACCCGCGGCACUUCCGCGGCUCUACGUCCUUCGGAGAUCACUUCUGCUGCCCCUUUACUCCGCUUCCGUCUCACCCUCCCCUGUUCGCUCUCGGCCGAACGCGUUGCGGACUGUCGCACUCUCUUCCUCUCUCUUCGUCGCCUCUUUGUUCGUCUUCAUCCAUCUCGCUGUCCUCCCUAUAUCCUCUUGACUCUCACGGCGGUUCCUCUUGUGGUUUGCCGUCACCCCGAAGUGUGACUCGAGUCGCAUGCAGUGUCUCCCAAGGAGGAGAGGCAGCCUGUGGCGCGGCGCGGACACAGGGCGAGCGCGAGGAAAUGGCGACGACCGUACGCGAGGCGUCGGGCGAGCCGAAACAAAAAGACGGAUCAGCGGACGAAGGAGUGGCAAAGGGAGACAAAAACGGUGAGGGAGGAAUGGCAGGACACCGAGGCGUGGAGGCAGUGGAUAGCACCAGGAUUAGCGCAGAGGAGAGCUCGCAGGAAGAGACGGACGCGCAGCUGUGCUCAUGCUCUCCGUGCUUGGAGGUGGAGACUCGAAGCAAACGCAGAGGAGGUUCAGGUGCGUGGCGAUCCGUGCGGCUUUAUCUUGUCCGUCAUCUGCGUCAAAGGCCCAACCAUGGUGUGCAUGUGAAGUCGCGAGGAGCGUGGACGUCGGCUUCAGAACUGGCAGAGCCCAUUGCUUCUGCCAGCUCGGAGCCACCGCCGUUUCUCUCCCUCUUUCGUGUGCGGGGGAGCCGUUGCUGCCUUUUUUGCGAGCAGUGGGCGUCCUCUGCUUGUUCGCAAAGUCUGAAGAUAUGUAUAUAUAGAGAGAUUUUAUGUACCUGA